GGGCUCGACUGCAGGGAAUCAAGGCUGGGAGGAGAGGGGCUGUCAACAAACGCGACAAAAUCGUCUUGACGACUUCAUUUGACCUGAUUCCACUCUCGUUUACCUGUUCCUCUUCUUGGUUCGCACGAUGGUUGACUUUAUUUUCGAGUUUUGAUGCCAAGAGAGUGGAAGCGAGCUGCAUUGUCUCUCUGCGUAGAUCUGCCUCACUCUCCAUUCUGCCAAAACAGUGCGAUUUUUGUUUGAAGCAUUGUUUAGGUAGUCUAUUGGUAACUGUUUGAUCAGUUAGCUGGUUAUCUGUAUAGUUAGUCGCUCAUAAUUGUUGCAGUUAAUUGAUUUACAUUGUUUAGUUUGUCUUUUGCUUUAUCAUGCUUUAUUGUAAUGCGGUUUUAGCAGGCUAAAGAAACAUGAAGUGUCUUAGGUGAAAUCCUUACUGUGGCAUACUCUGGUGCGCAAUAGACCUCCAUUAGUAAUUGGCUAGUCUCUUUUACCAAUAAGCAUCCCCAACAAACCAAGAUAAACAAUUUUGUGGACGGAAGCCUAAGUGCACGAUGAGGUCCCUCCAGGACUUUUUGAAUUGCACUUAAAAAGGAGAGCGAAGGAGAGAGAGAGAGCGAGAGAGCGGCUACAGGAAGCGACGCCUGCCAACCCUCAAAAACACCAAACAUACUCGCCUCAUCUUAACCUUUGAAAAUAAUUACAACUCUUGAUUCGGUUGCUAGAAUAUUUUGAUAUAGACGUUCUUAUUUCUCAGUAAAACUAAAGGAAGAUGAAGAAGUUUCGGAAGGUACUGGAUGGCCUGUCUUCCUCCUCUCAGGGGGCUGUCGCGUCCCCGUCAUGCAGCAGUGCAGCCUGUACCCCGCCCACUCCACAGAAUAUCAAUGUCCAGGAGACGCUACUCUCGGAAAACUUUCACAUAUGCAAGACGGUACGCCACGGCUUCCCCUACCAACCCACCUGCCUGGCAUUCGACCCCGUCCAGAAGCUCCUCGCCAUCGGCUCCAGAACAGGAGGCAUACGCAUACUGGGCCGGCCUGGUGUGGACUGCUACAGCCAGCAUGAGAGUGGAGCCGCUGUUCUCCAGCUACAGUUCCUCAUCAAUGAGGGAGCUCUGGUCACAGCAUGUGCAGAUGACACACUGCACCUGUGGAACUUUCGCCAGAGACGCCCAGCCAUCCUGCACUCGCUCAAAUUCAACAGGGAGAGGAUCACGUUUUGCCACAUCCCCUUCCAGAGUAAAUGGCUGUACGUGGGCACAGAGCGUGGCAACACACACAUCGUCAACAUCGAAUCCUUCGUUCUGUCUGGAUACGUCAUCAUGUGGAACAAGGCCAUAGAGUUAGCAACUAAAGCCCAUCCAGGACCCGUAGUCCAUCUGAGUGACAGCCCGAAGGAUGAAUGCAAGUUGCUGAUAGGGUUUGAAAGUGGAACAGUAGUACAGUGGGACCUCCGGGCCAAGAAGGUUGACUUCAGAAUCUAUUACGAUGAAGCUAUCCAUUCUGUGAGCUGGCACCAUGAAGGGAACCAGUUCAUGUGUAGCCACUCAGACGGCAGCUUGACGAUGUGGAACCUGAGGAACACAGCCAGACCUAUUCAGAUCACAUAUCCUCAUGGGAAGAUACUGAAGGAAGGGAGGAAGGAGUCGUGUAAGCCCAUCCUCAAGGUGGAAUACAAGACCUCCAGAAACAGCAACGAGCCCUAUGUCAUCUUCUCUGGCGGUCUGUCAUACGACAAGGCUGGGGGACGGAGGCCCACCCUGACCAUCAUGCAUGGCAAGGCCCUUACGGUGCUGGAGAUGGACCACCCUAUCGUAGAGUUCCUGGUGCUCUGUGACACCCCAUACUCCAACAAGAUCCAGGAUCCGUAUGCGGUAGUGCUGCUUCUAGAAAAGGACUUUAUCAUGGUUGAUCUGACACAGAGCAAUUUCCCCAUCUUUGAGAACCCAUACCCCAUGAACAUCCACGAGUCUCCUGUCACCUGUACAGCCUACUACGCCGAGUGCCCCCCGGACAUCAUCCCAGUCCUCUACUCCGUAGGAGCCAAGCAGAAGAAGACCGGCUACAGCCACAAGGAGUGGCCAGUGAGUGGCGGUACGUGGACAUUAGGCUCACAGACCUACCCAGAGGUUAUCGUUACAGGACACGCAGAUGGAACCGUAAGGUUUUGGGAUGCAUCUGCUAUUACGCUGCAGAUGCUGUACAAGCUGAAGACGUCUAAGGUGUUUGAGAACCCCAAUGCGGGUGAUGGCCGGACGGUCGAGCAGGUAGAGGAGGACCCUUACGCCAUUCAGAUGGUCCGCUGGUGCCCGCAGAGCCGCCUCUUCUGUGUGGUGGGCAUCUCUGCCCACGUCAUCCUCUACCGCUUCAGCAAAAACGACGCCAACGCAGAGAUAGUGUCUCUGGAAGUGCGUCUGCAGUUUGAUCCAGAGGACGUCAUCUCCCUGUCAGAGACAGACCCGUGUUUCUCAGACCCCAGUUCCCACUCCCCCCAGAUGCCCGGUAGCCCCAGCAACGGCUCACAAGACAGCCUCCACUACCGCAAGGUAAAGAGUCGUCCAGUGCGCAUGCCCCCGGGGUACCAGGCUGAGUUGGUGAUGCAGCUACAGUGGGUGGAUAGAGAGCCCCCCCAGCAGAUCACCAGCCUGGAUAUCAACUCUGCCUAUGGCCUUCUAGCGUUUGGGAGCUGCAAUGGUCUAGUGGUGGUGGACUACAUUCAGAAGACCAUCCUGAUGUGUGUGAGCACGUUGGACCUGUACGGAGCCGCUGACCCCUACCAACGUCUCACACGCUCCCCACGCAAAAACAGACAGUCCACCUCAGACUUUUGCAUGCGCAGCCUGUCUCACUUUUAUUCAGAUUCCAAGAAAAGGAUCCGUAAGUCCUAUCAGAGCCUAACGGAACUGUCCGACAACCAGGUGUCCAUGGACAUCGAGAGAAGCAAGUCACCCAUCUCAGAUCAUGUCAAUGGACAUUGCACUAGCCCCACCUCCCAGCCAUGCUCCUUGGGGAAGUCUCGCAUUCCUGGGGCUCCUGAGGGCCCGCGGCUCCCCCGGAGAGGCCCCGGCCGACCACCCUUCCGCAAGGCCCAGUCUGCCGCUUGCAUGGAGAUCUCUUUGCCAGUUUCCUCCCUCACAGAAGAAAGCAGAGAGAAUUCGUUCAGCUUCUCGCGGAGCUCCAGUGUGUCCAGUAUCAGCCGCGACACCAAGGAAGCGGUGACCACGCUGCAGUUCGGAGAGUCCUACGGUCGUAAAGGUGACUCCCUGCCCACCGCCUGCCUGUGGGCGGGCACCAGCCUGGGCGUGGUCCUCCUACUGCCCAUAUCCAUCCCCACAGAGAAGGAGAGGCUGGAGGAGCCUGUCACCAUGGGGCCCAGCGGUACCGUCCUGAUGCUGAAGGGCUCAGUGCUAAGCUUUUCCUUCCUGGACUGUGGGGGCACCCUUAUCCAGAGUCCCUACGAGGUAUGGCGGGAACCUAACGUCCCCGAGGACCCCGACGAGCCCCGCAGGCGCAAGCUGGUCAACUUAUCCCCGCUGUCUUCCCAGGAGGCAUGUGGGGACGGUCACCUGGCCGUGGUGUGUUCUGAGAAACAGGCCAAGGUCAUCCUCAUGCCUACCCAGGCCGUCCUGUUCACACACAACGUCACAGAGUCUUCCUUCCUCCUGCGGGCCGACGUCGUCUCCGUCUGCAACAGCGUCUGCCUGGCCUGCUUCUGCGCCAACGGACACGUCAUGACCCUCAGUUUGCCCAGUCUGAGACUCCUAAUGGAUACUAACUACUUUCCCCUGACGGACAUGCGUAUCGCCCGUACCUUCGUCUUCACCAACGGCGGUCAAGCUCUGUACCUGAGCUCUCCUACAGAGAUACAACGCAUCGCAUACAGCCAAGAGAUGACGGACAACCUGCAGGACAUGCUGGGGGAGCUGUUCACUCCUAUAGAAGCACCAGAGGCCCAGAACCAAGGAUUCCUCAAGGGAUUCUUCGGAGGCAACGCCCAGACCUUCGACAGAGACGAGCUGUUUGGGGAGGCAGCAGCGGGAAAGGCCUCUCGGAGCCUGGCCCAGCACAUCCCUGGUCCAAUGGGAUUGGAAAACGUGAGGGCUGCAGCCGGCGGGGUGGUGGGGGACCUGGCCCGAGCCCGCAUCGCCUUGGAGCAGAGAGGAGAGAGACUGGGAGAGCUGGAGGAACGCACCACCCUCAUGAUGAAAAGUGCAGAGACGUUCUCAACACACGCCCACCAGGUAAUGCUGAAACACAAGGACAAGAAAUGGUAUCAACUUUAAAGUAGGACAGCGGGCCACGACUGCUGCUGCUUUGCUGGGACAUGGACCAUCACUCUACAGAUGAGAGAGAGACAGAGAGAAAUGACUUUGUAUUUAUGGGCCUCUCUGUAGGACGUCUGUACAUCAUUGUCACAAGACUUGGACAGAGGGCGGUCACUGAGAUGGACACAGACCAGGAAGUAAGUUGGUAAGACAGGGGAACCCAGGAAGUGGAUGAUGACAUCAGUGUGCGUGUGGGUGGGUUACCCAGAUCUUGCUGUGUAGAUACUCUUAACGUUAUGAAACCAACAAGACUGAAUUAAACAAAAUGGAUGACUACUGAUAACAUACAACUGCCAUGUCAAAAGGCAGCAUGCUACUGUAAGAAAUAAUACAUAUAAAAUGUAUUGAAUAAUAUAAUAUAAACAAAAGAAUGUGUGAUUUCAAAAAUAAUAAUACUUUUUGAAAUAUUUAAAAAAAUAUAUAUAUAAAAAU
Messenger RNA from Oncorhynchus gorbuscha (pink salmon), 4750 nucleotides. RefSeq names its product syntaxin-binding protein 5-like. Gene Ontology annotation, cellular component: SNARE complex; cytoplasm; plasma membrane. NCBI's taxonomy places the organism in Eukaryota, Metazoa, Chordata, Actinopteri, Salmoniformes, Salmonidae. The transcript is spliced from 27 exons. Gene Ontology annotation, molecular function: myosin II binding; syntaxin binding; GTPase activator activity. The coding region runs from base 767 to 4276 and encodes 1169 amino acids. The record is from RefSeq and is a predicted model, not a curated record. Gene Ontology annotation, biological process: regulation of protein secretion; regulation of exocytosis.